Molecule: messenger RNA, 4400 nt
Organism: Phacochoerus africanus (Common warthog)
Lineage: Eukaryota; Metazoa; Chordata; Mammalia; Artiodactyla; Suidae
Gene: NECTIN3
Product: nectin cell adhesion molecule 3
Exons: 6
Coding region: 248-1897 (549 amino acids)
Biological process (GO): symbiont entry into host cell; homophilic cell-cell adhesion; heterophilic cell-cell adhesion
Cellular component (GO): apical junction complex; adherens junction
Source: RefSeq, a predicted model, not a curated record
GGCAGCGGGCGGCUCCCGCCUCAGCCUCGGCAGUGGCGUCGGCGACGGCGGAGUCGAAGCAGCCGCGAGCGCUCGGCUGAGUGUCAGCCGGCGGCGACCGCUCUAGAACUGGGAGUUAGGGACGCGCGCACCGGACCUUCCGUCGCCGCCGCGCCGCGGCUGCUGCUGCCGCCGCCCACCUCCUGAGGCGCCGGGGCCAGGGGAGCCGGGGGGCGGGCGAGCGAGCGGGCCGGGGGGAGGGUGGGGGAUGGCGCGGACCCCGGGGCCGGCUCCGCUGUGUCCCGGAGGCGGCAAAGCACAACUUUCCUCCGCUUCUCCCCCCGGGGCCGGGCUCCUGCUGCCGCCCCCGACGCCACCGCCGCUGCUGCUGCUGCUCUUCCCUCUGCUGCUCUUCUCCCGGCUCUGUGGUGCCUUAGCUGGACCAAUUAUUGUGGAGCCACAUGUUACAGCAGUAUGGGGAAAGAAUGUUUCAUUGAAAUGUUUAAUUGAAGUAAAUGAAACUAUAACACAAAUUUCAUGGGAGAAGAUACAUGGCAAAAGUUCACAGACUGUUGCAGUUCAUCAUCCUCAAUAUGGAUUCUCUGUUCAAGGAGAAUAUCAGGGAAGAGUCUUAUUUAAAAACUAUUCUCUUAAUGAUGCAACAAUUACUCUGCAUAACAUAGGAUUCUCUGAUUCUGGAAAAUACAUAUGCAAAGCUGUUACAUUCCCUCUUGGAAAUGCUCAGUCCUCUACAACUGUAACUGUUUUAGUUGAACCCACUGUGAGCCUGAUAAAAGGUCCAGAUUCUUUAAUUGAUGGAGGAAAUGAAACAGUAGCAGCCAUUUGUAUCGCAGCCACUGGAAAACCAGUUGCACACAUUGAUUGGGAAGGUGAUCUUGGUGAAAUGGAAUCCACUACGACUUCUUUUCCAAAUGAAACAGCAACAAUCAUCAGCCAGUACAAGCUUUUUCCUACCAGAUUUGCUAGAGGAAGGCGAAUUACUUGUGUUGUAAAACAUCCAGCCUUGGAAAAGGACAUCCGAUAUUCUUUCAUAUUAGAUAUACAAUAUGCUCCUGAGGUUUCAGUAACAGGCUAUGAUGGAAACUGGUUUGUAGGAAGAAAAGGUGUUAAUCUCAAGUGUAAUGCUGAUGCAAAUCCACCGCCCUUCAAGUCUGUUUGGAGCAGGUUGGAUGGACAGUGGCCUGAUGGUUUAUUGGCUUCAGACAAUACUCUUCAUUUUGUCCAUCCACUGACUUUCAAUUAUUCUGGUGUUUAUGUCUGUAAAGUGACCAAUUCCCUUGGUCAAAGAAGCGAUCAAAAAGUCAUCUAUAUUUCAGAUCCUCCUACUACUACCACCCUUCAGCCUACAGUUCAGUGGCAUCCCUCAACUGCUGACUUCGAGGAUCUAGCAACAGAACCAAAAAAAUUGCCCUUCCCAUUGUCAACUUUGGCAACAAUUAAGGAUGACACAAUUGGCACAAUCAUUGCUAGUGUAGUGGGUGGGGCUCUCUUCGUAGUACUUGUAAGUGUUCUGGCUGGAAUAUUCUGCUAUAGGAGAAGACGGACGUUUCGUGGAGACUACUUUGCCAAGAACUACAUUCCACCAUCAGAUAUGCAAAAAGAAUCACAAAUAGAUGUUCUUCAACAAGAUGAGCUUGAUUCUUACCCAGACAGUGUAAAAAAAGAAAACAAAAAUCCAGUGAACAAUCUAAUACGGAAAGACUAUUUAGAGGAGCCUGAAAAAACACAGUGGAACAAUGUAGAAAAUCUCAGUAGGUUUGAAAGACCAAUGGAUUAUUACGAAGAUCUAAAAAUGGGAAUGAAGUUCGUCAGUGAUGAACAUUAUGAUGAAAAUGAAGAUGACUUAGUUUCACAUGUAGAUGGUUCCGUAAUUUCCAGGAGGGAGUGGUAUGUUUAGCAACCACUAAAUGUGACUUAACUAUGUACAGUGUUUAAUUCAUACUAGUUAAUCAUUUUCAGAUUGUUCAUACUUUUUCUUGAGGAAGAAUAAGCUUUUUCAACUUGAUUUUCAAGCUUACUUUUUAUAUUCUGAUUUGACAGAUGGAAAUGUAAAAUCUGGGUUCAUUGUAUCUGAGCUGCUUUACAAUUUUUUUUUCAAUGCUGUACUACUGUCUCAAGAUUUAAAUUUUAAUGCAGAGUACUUUAUUGGUCUGAGGCACACAGGUAAGAGGAAAUGUCAACAUUUAAAUGUAUGACUUUUUUGGUAAAAAAAUUAAAAAAAAAAAGGAAACUAUCCUUGGCAUUGCGUAUUAAAUGUUUACCUAAAACUGUAAUCUCAAGUAUAAUGUUUGUUAAACAUAUACCUCUCAAAAUUUAUCACCACUAAAUGAUACUACAUCAAAAUUGACUAUAAAACUAAUUCAAGAAAUGUUUAUAUAUAUUUUUAGUAUUUAAAAAAAUCCAGCCUGAUGAAACACCUUUUCUUUUCAAGCAUUAUUUUCUAAGUUUCUAUACAAAUGGAAUCUUUACCUCUGCAUUUUAAUGAGCCUUGCCAUAUUACUGUAGAGUGGCUUUUCAAAGAUAUAUCUUUGCACUAAAAACUGUGGUAGAUAAACUCAGCGAACAUGAUGUGUGGAAGAGCAUAAUUAGCUGAUCAAAUUUUGUCCAAAAUAUAUACAAGAGUAAUAAAAACACUCCUUUUAAACAUGAUAAUUAUUACAAUUUUUUCAUCUCUGGAAGACAGUGCUUAUAUCGUCAUGUGAAUAUGGUUUUUGGUACCUUAAAUAGUAGUUUUGUUUUAACGCUUUAUGUCCUAAAUACAAGAAUAAUAAAGAUGGUACGUAAUUAAAUAUAGUGCAGAGAGAGCAUUUCAGAAUAUGGAAAACUGUGGGUAAACAAGCAUUGGAGUACCACUUUUAGAAAUGAGACAAAUGUUUCAGCCAAGAAUCUGUUACAAAGAAUUUUGUAGACCAUCUUCUUUCAGACAUUUAUUAUUGAUGUUAUUCAAAUGGGUGAAUAUAUAGAAAAAAUAGAAUAAACUUGGAAAUUCGAGAUUUAUCAAGAAAAAUCUGAAUUAUAGACGAGAUCACUAACCCUUGCUGGUGGAUAUUGGCAAACCAUCCUCUUUUCUUUUCUAAAUGUAUGUAUGUGUUUUAAGAUUUUUGUUUUUCCAAUUAAAACUGGAAACACGAGGUUUUUUGUUUUGUUUUUGUUUUUUACAUAAUUAAGUAUAAUCUUUCCAAAACUCAUGUGUAUCUUUUGAAAAAGAAAUUUUAUCUAAGUGUUCAAAUAUGGAUCUUUGUGAGGUAAUUAAAUUGCUUCUCUGAUGCAGUCCUAUACAGUUGUAAUAAUGGCAACUAUUUUGAAGCCCAAAGAAUAUAUUUUCCUCUUUUGAUGAUUCAUUUGAAAAAAGGAGUGUAGAAUUGCCUUAGGUGUUUUUCCAGGGAGUUGAAAUAGAAGUUAGUAGGAGAAUCAUAAUUUAAAUAUAUUAUUUUGUUAAUAAAAAGAAAAAGUAGGUACUUUUUCCACCCUCCCAACCAUCCCCUUCCCAAUCCUAGUCAAAUCUUAAAAAAUGUUUUUAUAAGGCAAGGUUAUAUGUUCAUAGAAUUUUGCAAGUAAUAAAGGCUUUGUUCAUUUAAAGCCUUCCUUUAUUUUAACUAGCAGGUAUUUUGUGGAAGCUAGAAACCUGUUUAUUUCUCUCCCUAAAUACUUGGUAUCUAACACUAAAAUAUUGGUUAAGGAUACAGUUAAGAUCACUAGAAUCUUAUUAAAAAUACUUGGUUUAAAUAUAACUAGCCACAGAUAGACAAGUAUUAGGACUCUUUGGUCCACACUUUGGAAGAAAGACUUUCUUGAUAAUACCCUAUAACUGAAGUGACUUUAUUUUUUUAUUUAAGUAUCAGCAAUGAUAUUGUCAUCAGAAAGAUGAGUCUAAAAUUUUUUGCCAUUGAAGAUGUAAAUUUGUGGCUUUUUUGACUAAAACUUCAUCUUUAGAACAGUGGUUUGAAGUACUAUGUGAAUCUGAGAAGAAUAAUCCCAUUUAGAAUAUUGUACAAAUAUCAACUUGAAUCUAAUCUGAUGGAAAUUAGCAAUGUAUUUUGAGAACUAUUUCUAAAAUAUUAAUAUCUACUUAGUGAUUAUGAACUUUUUAAAUUAUGUCCAUUGUGUGGUUAGGGUUUUUUGUUCGUUUGUUUUGGGGGGGUUGGUUUUUGGGGUUUUUUUUUUGCAGUAGAGGGUGAUACAGAAAACUACAAGUGAGUGUUUGAUAUAUACUGUAUCCUUAAUCUAAAUCAUUUGACAAGCUAAAAGACUUCAGAAUUUUAAGAAUCUGAUACUAGUGCUUAAGACUUUCUGAAGCAUUGCACUGUUGUUUAUUAGAAGUUAAUAUGUUUACUGUACAUAGAGACAUGUUUGUAAACAUAGUCAUAUUAAUAAACAUUUUUGUUAAAUUAAAUUUUGAA